Messenger RNA from Linnemannia hyalina, 315 nucleotides. The record is from the annotation of a GenBank genome assembly. Lineage: Eukaryota; Fungi; Mortierellomycota; Mortierellomycetes; Mortierellales; Mortierellaceae.
AUGACACGCACACGCACCGGCGAAUACAAGGACUCCUCCAACGCCCCACGCGAGCGCCGUCAAUCCAGGAACGGCUUCUCGGAUCCCAGAGCGAUCCCCAAGAAGGCCGGUGCUGGACAUGGCAACUGGGGUGUCCCGGGAUGUGAACUGAACCAGCAGGAGCAGACGUCUGCCUUGAGUGACAAUGUCUCGAUGUCCCCUCCUGAGAACAAGAUCACGGUGAUUGACGCCGAGACCUUCACCAUGUUGCAGAACAACAGCCGACCCGACAGCCAGGCGCAGUCGACUGCUAAUGACGACCAGGUCUCCUCCUAA